CCUUCACCACCAUUGGAGCGGCACCCCUCCCCCUCAUUUCUACCGUUCAAUCUUGCAGGCAUUCGCUUGUAUGAAUACGACCUUGAGUCCGCCGUGACCCUUUUUCUAUCCAUCCAUCACACUCCGCCAAGCCCACCUCAUACUUUUGUCGCUGAACCUUGUGUCCUGAACCAUUCUCUGCCUCUCGCUCCGUCCCUCUGUCUCGCUGGCCUGCCACCAAUUGCGACCGCCGUGCUGGCACACAUCGUUCCAAUCCGCCCGCCCUGUUCCUGUCACAUACAUAUAUCCGCUUGCUCUGGCAUUCCUCCGCGGCGGUCGCCCGACAUUCGCCUUCGACUCUCUACAUCGAUCCCCCACACAACCCGACGCGAACCACAGGCGCUAGGGAAGCCGGCUAGGAAGCAGCCAUGGCAGAGGACCCUUUCGUUACCAGCUCAACACAGCAAGCCCACAUUUACCAACCGAAGCCGCGCCGUGCUUUUCCUCCAAACCUCGACACCUCCGAUUCACCUACCCACGCCUACAACCCCACCACUCCUCCACACCUCGCCGCUCCCCAGAGUCGCCCAUCAGAUUUCCUCGCUCAAUUGAACGCACGUCUCCUCCGCUCCGCCAACAGUGAUCAGGAUGAUGAUAGUCCCACCGACGGCGGAGCUCAAGCUCCCUCGCGCAACAAGAGCUUGUUGAACAUGACAAAGGGAACUCUAUUUGGCAUUUACGACGAGGAGAGCAGUACGGCAGGCGAGCAGAGUGUGGUGGAAACACCGUGGGGGACCGGCGCUGAGACUCCGGGUGGGAGACCUUCGGCGGCCACCAAAUGGCAGAAUGGUCUGGGUAGUCCUGAUGGGGGUCUGGCCAUGAAAUCGCUAGAAAGACGAAGAACACUGGAUCGCCCCAAUCCACGGUCGCCAGGAAUCAGAGACACCUCGAUGAACCGCCGUUCACGACUAUGGAAUUAUUCCAUCGUCGCGGGGAAAUUGGCUGCUCUUUUCGUAUUCGGCAUGGUAUAUGGUAUUGUCGUCAGCCAUUUGCAUGACACGAGGGAGCUCGCUGCAGUGCAAGUCGAAAACAUAGACAGGGGGAGUUGGAUAUACCUUGCUAGUUGGGGAUUUGCCGGUCUCGCUCUAGGCAGUUCUUUACCCUACGUCGAGCUGGUAUGGGGCGAUGCGGAUAGACCCAGGGAAACUGCCAAGGCAGAGAAAGAGGCCGAGAGUGAAAACGAUACGAGCUUAAGUGAGCAACUGAACGAAAUUGUCAGGAGCAUAGCGGCUUUUGUGGGUAUUGCAUUCGCUAUUCGUCGUCUCCCCUGGCAAUCUACCCUUCAGCUAACCCUUACCCUCGCUCUCGUUAACCCGGCACUCUGGUAUAUCCUUGAUCGAAGCAAACCAGGCCUCUCUUUCUCCCUCAUUGUAACAUCAGUCCUCACAUCCUUCAUUUUUCUUUCCAACCCCGACGUCCUCCCCUCGCCUUCACUCCCGGCCACCAUCACAAACGCCACACACGUCUCGUCCCCAUUCGCCCCCACCACGAACGACGAACUCUUCGCAGGAGUAGUCAGCUACGAAACAUUGGCGGUCGUUACAUGGGUGGGGAGUGUGCUGUUCUGCAGCUGCGUUUGCUUCGGCAGCAUAGGGCGGCGUCUAGCUGUCUGGGAUCGAUGA
This is a messenger RNA of Periconia digitata, 1661 nucleotides long. NCBI's taxonomy places the organism in Eukaryota, Fungi, Ascomycota, Dothideomycetes, Pleosporales, Periconiaceae. The record is from the annotation of a GenBank genome assembly.